AGAUGUGUUUAAAGUAAAUCUGCAGUAGGAACUAGAAAUUAAGCACACUGUCUGCAAAGUAAAAAAGUGACCAUUGCUUUGCUGCAUUCAUUUGAGAAUUGUUUUUCUAUUACUUGGAUUUUAGUUUGUGCAAAGUAAGUUAACACUAAGCACUCUCUUAGAAAUACGAAAACAAAUUUCACUCCUGUCCAUUUCUACAAAUACCAUCUCCUUUCCCUUGUCAUUUUGAAGUUACUUGUAACAAAUUGACACAGGACCUAAGACUAUCCAUUGAAACAAAAGGGUGGUAAACCCAAAGUAGAUAAUCUGAUUUUUGUCUUCUGUUUGGUAAUAGCAUGAGUUUUUUGCUGUAUGUUCCUGUUUGGAAGUAUAGGUUGUUACGUUCCUUAAGGUUAGCCUUUCAAAGUACCUUUAACUUGAAAUUAGCUGUUGUUUUCUGUUUCCUGAGAAUGUGGUUUAAUUUCUGUGUUAGAAAUGAUAUAAUGUUGUUAGAAUGUAUGGAGUAUGUGAACCUUACAUAUGGUAAUGUCAGUCCAGUUUGGAUGACAGAGGAAAGGCAGUGAAAUGCCUUUAAUCCUUGUAAAGGAUUCAUACUACAAUAGAGAAUAUUCUUUCCUUAACAGUGUUAACAUAUAAACUAAGGGGAUUGCAAGGGAUCAUUAUGUAACAGUAGCACUUUGGAGCAGGGUGGCUGGGCAGUGGGAUAGGUGGUGUUUGAUGCAUUACAGAUCUUAAUAUGGCAUUACAUCUGUUGCAAUAUUGCAAUAUUCCGAAUUUUGUUUCUGAAGGAUUAGAUUGAGUCUUAAAAAUUAAAAUCUUACUCUGUAGAAGGGGAGUGUGCUCAGUCAUGAAAAAGGAAGGGUAUUGCAAUAUUCUUACUUGAUAUUUUUUCCUACCAAUAUGUUUAAAUUAUACAUUUAGUAGUAAAUAUUAGGUAUUUUUUUCUAAUAAAUAGUCAAAUCCACUUCUGCAGUUACUGCAGCAAUGCUCCAGCAGGCAGGAAUAUGGUGCAAUUAAUUCUCUGUAAGAAAAAAAUCUUUAUUGCCAUGUUAUUGAAAGAUGUGGAAGUUUCAUUUUAGCUAGCAGGCUCUGUUUGCCUUAUGCUCCCAUGAGUCUAGCUAAUACAGGUGGUAACAGUGAUGGAAGUGCUUAUCCCAUACGUGAGGAUAUUGACAGAAAAAGGUUUUUGCUGGUUUUCAUAUGCACAAAUAUUCCUGGAGUAUGACUUUGGUCUUGUUAACGCAGAUGGGAGCCAGUAGAUGAACUGCAUUGGGUAAAAGAACUUCAUAUAUGGAAGGAUUGUAAGCAAGCAUUAGUGUACACAGCACAGAAUAAAUGUUAAGUAUUUCAUGCUGUAGUAUAAUUACUCCUUAUUGUAUCUGGGCACUUAGGAUGCUAGGUGUCCUGAAUUGUUUUUUGUAUGGGUGAUUGGAGGUUUGAAUGAAUGAAGACCAAAUACCCUUGUGAAUAGGAGCUUCUGGGAGAGACUGGAAACUUUUCACCUUGCUAAUGUGCACAAUUGUUUUUUUUUUUUGUUAAAAGCAAAAAUAUACCCAAAAUAUACCCAAACACAAGAAAGUGAAAUGUAUGACCAUAAUGAAAAAUUAAAAAGGGAGCUGUAAAAGUCUUCCAACUGUUUUGUCCUGAUGUUCCAAAAUUGCUUUCCACACUUACAAUUUGAGGUUUUUGUAUAAUUUAUAUUGGCAUGUACACUUUUUUUUGGUGGUCAUAUAAAGACUGAUAAUUUUCUUCCUGACUUUGCUGGCAGCAACUUCUAUGUUUUAAGGCUGCUUAGUGUGCCAGACACUAAGUAACCACCUGAAUAAAAUGUAAGCCUUCUAGCUCAGGCUUGGAGUCAUUUGGGUAAGCUGUAACAAGUAGUUUGGCUGUUUGAGGAUAUGACAAAAAAGUAAGGCACAUCAUUCUCUGUGUUAUAUUUUUUUACUAUUUUUUCCCUCUUGAGUGUGCUUUCAUUCCUCUCUGGUUUGAAAGUAGAUAACAGUCAUUUCAGUAAGACCUUGUGCUUUUGUUUGGACUGUACAGUGUCAUUUAUUUUAUGUGAAGUUGCAGGUUGCACUUGUUUACUUUGAUCUAGUGCUGUGAAACUCUGGAAACGUGAGCUCUGUACAUGCUUCCAGGUUUAAAUCUGUGUUCCAUGGUUAUCAGUCGUAAAUGCUAUCUGCCUGAAAUAUUUCCUACUGAUUUGGUAUAGCUCAACAGCAUUACCUCAUAGCCUUUUAAGUGAGAUGUAUUGUGUAGUUCCGCUGAAGGUUCAAGAUCCUGUCUCGUUCCAUCAUUAUUUUAAGAAGAGUGGGGAAUAAAAGUAAGAUCCACAGAGGCAACUGUGUGUUCAGCCUCAUAAUAAUGGAUUCUUACCCCUGAGGUUCCUGUGCUUGUAAAAGUCAGGGAGCUCAUAGAUGCGGCGUGAUCUCAAGAUGUAGAUUUGCAGUCUCUCAAGCAGAGGAAGGAAGGAAGUAGAGUUAUUCCUUAUCAUCAGUAUGUAUUCCCAACACUGACAAUUUUUAUUCCAAAGCGUGGUAUGCAUCUACGUUGCACGGUCACACACAAAAAUGCUCUGUGUGUUUUCAAGAAAAGCAGCAGCCUCGGUGCCUUGCAUGGAGCCCUUAUCUGAUAGAUAUGAUCUUUGUCUGUUAGAUUGAGUUUCUGCAGCAGAGAUUAGCAGAGCAACGUAAUUACUUCUGGCUACAAAGUAGGUACUUCAGCGGCUUGUGCAACCAGCGUUUCUACUGGUGGUUUUAGUAAGGGCUCUUUGAACUCCUCUGGCACUGUGAUCAGGCAUUAAAGAUGUAAGCCAUAUUAUGAUUCAUUUAAGAUACUGUAGGCUGCACAUUUGUCACGCUGCAAUGGGGCUUCAUUAAAAGUGAAUGUUGAGUUACUGUAUCUCGGUUCACUUGGAAAAAAAGAAAUUCUUUGAACGUUACAUUUGGCAUACUGAUUUUUUUUUUUAAAGCUUUUGUUUGCACUAAAAUGUUGUACUUUAUAUAUCUGUCCACAUGGAAAGCCAGUACAAUGUAAAAUACAUGUGUUUUUACAUCACUUAUUGAGUGUUAAAGCUAAAACUAUGAAACUUACUUGGUGCAACUUAAUUGCUGUGAGUAAUGCAAAAGCUUUGAAUGUAAUCCUUGGGAAUGCUUAAGAUACUAAUUAUAUUCCAACCAGUCAAGGUGCACUUGUUUUGAAACUAGUCUGAGCUGGUCCCUUCUGAGAACCUGGUAUUUCCAAUGCUAAAGGUGGAGAAACAGAUUAAUUUCUACGAAAAUGAGUUAUCCUUCAAAACCAGGGAUAGGCUUCAAAGCAUAGUACUUUAUGACAAAAGGUACUUUCAGAUCAAAAAAGCAAGGCCCAAAUAUGCUAAACACAAGAGCUCAAGAACAGCAAAUCACUUAGGUUUGGUCCAGGUCUAGCUGCUGACUGCUAUAUAGAAUCCUAACUUGCUAAUUGACUGUAGUUAAAUUCUGCAGAUUUAGUAUGUAAGCUACAGAUACUGCUUUAUGGACUCUCCCUUAAGGCAAUUAUUUUAUUUGUUAUGGAGUUUCUGAGAGAUUUUUUUCAUUGCCUUGCUUUACACUUCAGAUACUUUUACAAUUGUUUUUUAAAAUGCAUUUCAGAAAACUGGUUACUGGUCUAGCCAGUUCAAUGGACCACCUAGAUUCAAUAGCAUAUCAAAGUUUUCUAUUUUGGAAUUGUGAAUCUUACUUGCAAACAUAUUCCCUUUAUCUUUCUGAGUAAUUUAAAUAGAAUUAACUCUAAGUCAUAUCCAAGUUUUCCUAUUAGCUCUCCUGUAGUAUAUUCCCUAGUGGAUAAAACUAUACUUGUAUUCUUUUUGCAAUUUAUUCAUCUUAGGAAAAAGUCUGUCAGCUAUAAUUUUGAAUGAGGGCUUCCUCCUCCUAUUAUUAGCAUUUGUUCUUCAGUCUAAAUCUGAGAAUAAAUUCCAUUCCUAUUGAUACCCUUUCUAGUGAUAAUAUAAAGACUUCUUUUACAGCAAUCUUCAUUCAUAUCCAAAUCUUACCCAGUUGAUUUCAUAGCAGGGACUCAGAAAUGUCCAAGUAAAACUAUUCUAUCUCAAAAGUUCUGACUUAGCUGGCGCUUUAUUCAUAACGUCCCUUCUGUUCAUCCAUUUUGUCUUGUGCUUAUACAAGUAUAGCUUAGCAGGUCUGUGUUUCUUUCAAGAACACAAAUGCCUUUGGUAUAAUUUACUCUUCCACCAUGUUUCUGUAGCCCUAUAUCACCUAUUUCAUGUUUUAGGCCUCCUUUUUUUGCUUAAAUUCCUCCUAUUUUAUUUUUUUUAACAUCAUCUGAAACACCUCAGUUGUAUUAGGAAUGCUUCUUUUGUUCGUUUCAUUGCCAGGCAGCAGUUUUUAAUUACUACUAUGUUAAAAAAAAACCAAACCAAAACAAAAGACCCAAACCCUUGUGUCCAUUCAUUAGUAUACUAGUCUGUAUUUCUGUAUUCUUACUUAUCUGAUUUUUUUCCCCAUUAUUUUGUGCUAGCCAAAUGAGCUAUGAAUAUGAUAGAAGGUUGUCCCAAUUUCUGCCAUCAUUUUUAGUUUAAAUUCUUCCAUCAGUUUUGGCAGUGUUAGUUAGGCAAGAUUACCUCUCCAUUAUUUCUGUAGUAAAGCUCUGUCUCCAGAGGUGAGGGUAUUUUUUUUUUUUUUUUUUGAUACAUUUCAGUGGCUGGAUAUCUUAAGAUAUUCUAACUUGGAAGUGAGAGCUAUUAAUCUUUCAAACUUAAUUCUCCUUUUAGGGUACUUUAAGCUGAAUAAUAUGAGACUAUAUUUAAAUAACCUAGAGAAUCAUAGUAAUUCUUGAUCUGUUCCAGUAAUAAUUUUGAAUUGCCAUUUGUUUAAAUGGAACCUCCAGUCACCAUGUUUUCUUUGCUUUACAUAAUUGUCCUCUGUGUGUCAGAUCCCCAUCUCAGAGAAGCACAGUUCUCCCAAAUCUGCUUUUUAGAUUCAGACCAGCCCUGUUGGCCUUCACACAAUCUCCAAUCAUAGAAACCUGUCUGUCUUCUGGUAUUGGAGUAAAUCUCUUGUUCUGAGGUUCACUCUUCAUUACCCCCUCUUACUACCUACGUCCUUACCAAUCAUCCCUUAAAAUACCUUUGGUCAAGUAGUCCUGUCUUUGGUAUGAUGAUUGAUACUGGAAUCAUGCAGCUUUGCAAAUUACAUCAUGCAAUUAUGACCCAGGUUUUCUAAGUACUGUUUUGGGUAAGGAAGGCAUGGUAUCAAGGUGAACAUUGUAAUGUUUAGGUAACUUUUAUGGGUGAGUCAUCAAAAUAGUGGUGGUAAUUAUUCAGAAUUUGGUGGUUAAUAUGGAUAUUGAACAGAAUUUUGCAUGUGGUAUAUUACAUUUAUAUUCCAAGUUGAAGUCCUUGUCUGCCUUUGUGCCACUGCAUUUGGGUGCCCUACUUUUCAAGUGACCUCUACCUCUUAUUGCCUGUGCCCUUUAAUGAUGACCGAUCUGUUUCUGUGCCUUCAAGCUUAGUUAUUUAUUUUUAUUUAAAUAAUUAAGCCUUAUGUAGAUGGGUAAAAGGUGUGACUGGUGAUGAGCUGACGUAAGAAACACGUUAAUGAAUGGAAAGAGAAAGCAUGGGAGGAAGAAGUGCCAUCAAUAGAGCUGAAGGAUUCCGUCUGAGGAAGCAAGGCUGCAGUGAAGCAAAUGGCAUUCUUUUCCAUGUAAUAUAUCUCUGAAAGGAUGCAGUGAGUAGAGGUUAGAAACCAUCUAUUCAUGCAAAAACCUUGGGAUGGCUGUAGAGCGAGCCUUUAAUUCCUUUAAUGCACUAGCUAAAUCCUUAAAUUCUUCAUUAUGAAUCUAUCGCUGCCUUACCUUCUUUUGGGGUACUAAUUUAUGAUUGCACAAGAAUUGGAGUGCAUGUGAUGCAGACCUCAAAAAAUGGGCUGAAUAUCAGCAAAGAGUCUUGAUGUAGGAGAAACAUGGAGACAGAAUGAAUGAGGGUGUUUUGUACCCCCUUAUUUUCUCCCUCUCAAUAUCUAAGCAUAGUUUUCAGUUCUUCACAGUCUGUCAUUUCAGAGCAAUGUAUCAGAUCACUCCAAAUGUCAUUUGGUGUCUUUGCACACCUAUGACAGUGGUAUUUGUUAAACAGUAUGGUCACAGUUUGACAGCUGGUGUCAAAAUACAGCCAAGUAGUUUGUUGUGUGAUGAGUGCACAUGACGUUCCCAGUAGCUGUUUUUAUACCAACAUCUCUCUGUCUUCCAAAGAUUUCUCUUCUUCCUUUUGACACUGGUCUUUCCUUUCUUGUGCUUAUUUUCCCUUCCUCCUUAUAAAGCUGCUACAGGAAAAUUUAUUAAUGUGAUUGUGAAAGCUAAAGAAAGGUAGCAACUGAUUGAUUGUGCAUUGUACAUAGGACUCUGGUUGAAGAUGACAGCUCUGAGUAGGUGACCUUGAGGUAGAAGAAUGUUGACAUACCAGAGUCUUUUGUAGUCAUGCAGUAAGGCAGUGAGAAGAGGGGCAACCUCUUGCGGCAGUGACACCCAGUUCUGAAACACCACAUGAUGCUCUUAAAAGAGCAUGAGAACCUGCCAGGAAAAAGUAGUAGUUCUUUACAAACAGUCUGAGAAAUUCUGUAGUACACAUGAAAGUGGUAACAUUACAGCUGAUGACUGCAUUCAGACCUCUUAGAAUUGAAGGUAACAUUAAGUGCGUACUUCAAUAUGACCUACAAAGUUACAUCCAACCCUUGAUUUUUUUUUGGUAACCAUUUCUACCAGUGAACAUAUAUAGCAAAUGUGUGUAGAUAUGGAGAAAUCUAGUUACUGCAGGGUGCUUCACUGUAUAGAUGAUGUUAGUUCUCCUUCCCUUUUUGUACUGUACCGGCUUAGUAAUGCUAUUGUCAAUGCUGCCUUGAAACAUCCUUCAGGGAAAGUAAGUUAUGGUAUCAUCAUGGAAAACUUAUGUAGGAUUCCUUGUGUUUCUUACGGUAACAGAAUCCAUUCAAAAUCAUUUGUCUUCCUUUCUCCUUCUUUGUGUCAUAUUGCCUACUUCCUAUUUGUGGUUUCUGUAGGACUGGGAGAGUAAUAAUAAUGACAACAUACUGAUCAGAUGUUUGGCCUUGUAAACUCUGAAGCAAAGUUCCUUCCUGUUAACCAAAUGAGAAUGCUGGUGGUGUUCCUCCAUACAAGCUCUCGCUUGGGCAAUGUUCUCUAAAACCAGUGAAGCUGAGUAGGUUUGAAUUCAGGGCAGAGUUUGGCCUUGAAGCAUUUACUGAAGUUAUGAACCUUGAAGUUUUGGCCUUUUGGAUUUUCAAAAGGCUGCUGGUGUCAGGAGUAUAGGCUUACAGCUCUUGCAGAGCUCUUUGGCAUGUGCUGUUUCUGUCCAUACUGUGGCUGUUGGGGUCCUUGCUGCAUUCAUAAAAAGUGCAGUUAAUAAUCUGGCUGAUGGCUGAGGCACGGCCACGUGCAGGUUCGGUCUGGGCUGCACAAAGGAUCUGCUGGACUGGUGCUAAGGUUUAUUUGCCUGGGCCCAACCCUUCUGCUUUGGGAGUGAUCUGAAACUUCACCUCAGUUUUCUACUGGGGGUAUGCAUGUAAACAAGGUUUGUAGGUGAGUCUUGGCUUUGGCGAAAGUUUGGAAUUGGUUGAAUAAUUAAAAAAAUAAUAUAAACAGAUUCUAAUUGAAAAACAGUGCUGAGGUGCUGAGAUUUUCUUUUUAAAGAUAAGCAAUCUGGCCAACUUCUUUGAGAAGGUCCACUUAGUACACUGCCCAUAACCAUUUUGAUGUAGUUGCUCAAAAAACCUAAGACAUUGUAAGAGUUCUUUUUGAGCUGUGUGCUGCUAAUAAAGAGGGAUGUGCUACUAAAUAAAGUCUUCAAAUCCUUGUCUCUAAGGAGUUUUAACAAAGUUACUUAGGAAUAAAAUAGUAAAGUCCUUGGGAAUUACCAUUACUAACAGAAAAGAGUCUUAGAGAUUUUUUGUUGUUUUAAAAGCAUUACCACACAUAUAUCUGCAUGCUAAAAUCUGCUUUCAAUCAAAAUGUUUUUUUUUUUUAAUAAACCAGGCUUCUCUGAAUUAUCUGCAAAAGUAAUUGAUUUUUUAGAAUUAAAUUGUUUUCAAUGAAUGAAUGAUGUGAAUGGUGGAAGUUGGAAUAGUUUUCUAUAACAAAAAAGCUUUGAAUAAAGUUAUUAAUGCUUUUAGCUGAAGUAAACUGUAGAAUAGCAUUAAUGAACUCUCAGUGCUAUAACCUUUGACUUCAAAUUAACAUUUUUGUUAUCCAAAACUUUUUAAAGUAGUUGAAGUUCAUGUAAUUUGUUUCCAGCAAGGCUGAUAAGAACAUAUCUAAAAAUACUUAAAAUAUUGUAGAUUGCCAGGGGAUCAAAUAUUAUCUUUUUCAAGGUGACCUUGCAUUUAUUUUUCUGGGGACGCUUUCCCACCCACAAAGCUUAUAGUGAUUUACAGCUUUAAUAUGAAGGAAAUCAACCAAAUUGUUAACAUUAACGUUAAUUUUAAUAGGAUAAAAACUUUGUUUUACUUCCCUGUAACCCCAAACAUACCCCCAACUUUUAACCUAAAGCCAGUAGUCUAGGCUAGGUCUCCAGACCUACGGCUUUCUGAAAAACACAACCCCCCCCCCCCCCCAAAAAAAAAAGAGCCGAAGUUUUUAAAGGGCCUGGCUUUAAACGCGGAGCGAGGAUCGGGCUGGGGCUGGAGACUCAUCAUGCCAGGGCGGCGGUGCGUGUGCCCGGGCGCCGGUCUGCGGCGUUGUGUCCCGGCGGAGCUGCGCGGCCGUGCCGUGCCGUGGCGGGCCCGGCGGUGCGGUGCCGGUGGCGGUGCGGGCGCGGAGCGGAGCCGAGCGGAGCCGCGCUCUCCUCCCGCUCGCUUUCUCUUUCCCCCUCUCUCGCUCGCUCCCUCUCCCGCUCGCUCUCCCCCCUCCCUCCCUCGCUCUCUCGCUCUCCCUCUCUCUCUCCUACACUGCCAGCCCCUGAUGUGAUGGCGAAGAAACCCCGUUGACAAGGCACUGCUUUUUCAUGACGUUCCUCCGAAUCGCUCCGUGCCUCCUGCUUUUAACCGAGGAAUGGAAACGGUGCCGCUUUUUGCGGGUGCGCGAAAUGCUCGGGCGUUGUCAUGGAUGAUGACGAUGAUGAAUCCUGUCUCCUUGAUCUUAUUGGGGACCCACAAGCGCUGAAUUAUUUUCUACAUGGACCUAGUAGUAAAUCUAGCAAUGAAGACUUGACUAAUGCAGAAUAUUCUGUAGCCAACUCAAAUUCAAUUUUUGCCAACUCCAAUAACACUGAUCCUAAGUCGUCUGUAAAAGGUGUAAGUGGUCAGCUUGGAGAGGGGCCUAGUGAUGGACUGCAGCUGUCCAGUAGCCUUCAGUUUCUUGAAGAUGAACUUGUGUCUUCUCCUUUACCUGAUCUUACUGAGGAUCAGCCUUUUGAUAUUCUUCAGAAGUCCUUACAGGAGGCCAAUAUUACUGAACAGACUUUGGCAGAAGAGGCAUAUUUGGAUGCCAGUGUAGGUUCUAGCCAACAGUUUGCACAAGCUCAGCUUCAUCCUUCUUCAUCAGCAUCCUUUACUCAGGCUUCUAAUGUUUCUAAUUACUCAGGUCAGACGUUGCAACCUAUAGGAGUUACUCAAGUGGUACAGCAACCUGUUGGAGCAUCUUUUGCAAGCAAUACAGUUGGUGUGCAACAUGGCUUUAUGCAACAUGUCGGAAUUAGUGUUCCUGGCCAGCAUUUGUCUAAUAGCAGCCAGAUUAGUGGUUCUGGGCAGAUACAGCUGAUUGGUUCAUUUAGUAAUCAGCCUUCCAUGAUGACCAUCAAUAACCUCGAUGGAUCUCAGAUAAUACUGAAAGGCAAUGGUCAGCAAACACCUGCAAACAUGAGCAGUGGCCUCUUGGUUCACAGACAAACUCCAAAUGGGAACUCACUGUUCAGUAACUCAAGUUCAAGUCCUGUAGCACAACCUGUAACUGUUCCAUUUAACAGCACAAAUUUUCAGACUUCAUUGCCUGUCCAUAAUAUCAUCAUUCAAAGGGGUUUGGCGCCAAACUCAAACAAAGUUCCUGUUAAUAUCCAACCAAAGCCUGUUCAGAUGGGUCAGCAGACUGCUUACAAUGUGAAUAACUUGGGAAUACAGCAACAUCAUGUACAGCAAGGGAUUCCAUUCGCUUCUGCAAACUCACCUCAAAGUUCAGUAGUUGGUCCUCAUAUGUCCGUUAAUAUUGUUAAUCAACAACAAAAUACAAGAAAAUCAGUUACACCUCAGACAGUUAGCAAUGCUGGAGGUAGUAUUGUUAUCCAUUCUCCUAUGGGACAGCCUCAUGCACCUCAAAACCAGUUUCUCAUACCUACAAGUUUGUCUGUUAAUUCAAAUUCAGUUCAUCAUGUCCAGGCCAUAAAUGGACAACUUCUUCAGACUCAGCCUUCCCAGCUGGUUCCUGGCCAAGUGUCUGCCGAGCAUGUAAUGCUCAACAGGAACUCUACAAACAUGCUGAGAGCCAACCAGUCGUAUUCAGGACAGAUGCUGAAUAAUCAGAACACAGCUGUUCAGCUUGUUUCAGGCCAGACAUUCACAGCUCCUGGAAACCAAGUUAUAGUAAAUCAUGGAACUUCCCAAAUUGUUGGUGGACAGGUGCCACUGCAGCAGGCGUCACCAACGGUGUUGCAUUUGUCACCGAGCCAAGCUAAUGUUUCUCAAGGCAGAUCGAGUUUUACCACCAUGUCACCUGGGCAGUCCACAGUCUCAAAUAUGUCAGCUUCUGGUCGAUUUGCUGCUGCGAGUUCUUCUGGUUCAGUGCACCCCAGCUUGGGAGCAUCCGUUCAGUCUGUCGCAUCGGGAGGGAACUUUACAGGAGAUCAGCUGGUCCAGAACAGAGCUCAAGCUGCCGUCAGUGCAUCGCAUCGUCUUCCAGCAUCCUCCUCCAAGUCUGUCAGCACCUUUAGUCACACGUCUGUGGGAGUAACACAACAACAGUUUGCCUUUGGUCAGAAAAAGGCCGUGAACCAGACAUCACCAGUUUCUGCAUCGAAGACACAGGACAAUUUGAGACAGCCUCAGCUAACAAGUCUUCUGAGCAACACACUAUCAGGACAGGACUCUGGAGGAAAAAUCAUACAACAAUCUCUAGGAGCAGCACAGCCACAAGAAAAAGUGAUAGGAUCGUCAACAGUUCAGCAGAGUAUACAGGUUGAUGGUCAUUUAGUUGGACAGAAAAGGCCUGCUGCUAAACAGUUAACUAAAGGAGCUUUUAUUCUGCAGCAAUUACAGAAGGAUCAGGUACAUGCUGUGACACCAGAUAAAAGUCGGUUCAGAUCAUUAAAUGAUGCAGUUCAGAGACUCCUUUCAUACCAUGUGUGCCAGGGAUCAUUGCCAACAGAAGAAGAUUUAAGAAAAGUGGACAGUGAAUUUGAAUCUGUAGCUACACAGCUUCUGAAGAGGACACAGGCUAUGCUGAACAAAUACAGAUGUUUGCUUAUAGAAGAUGCAAUGCGGAUAAAUCCCUCUGCAGAAAUGGUUAUGAUUGAUAGGAUGUUUAACCAAGAGGAAAGAGCAUCUCUGACCCGGGAAAAGCGUCUUGCACUUGUGGAUCCUGAUGGUUAUCAGGCCGAUUUUUGUUGUUCUGCCAAGCAAUUUGAGAAAACAGCUGAAGAAGCACAGUCCAGCAGAAGUGACCAUCAGUCUAGCAAAACAUUACCUUCUCGAAGUCAAGCUACCAAAACCCAAGCCAGAGACCGACCAAAAUCCAGCUCAGCAGAGUCCGCAAAUCACAGUAAACUUCCUAUAGUGCCUAACAACAUUCUGACACCACAAGAAGGAAAAGCUUCUACUAAAAAAUCCGAGAGCCUCACUAAAGCUUUAAAGUUUGAAAGAGCUAAUUGUUCUUCUGAGAGCCAAUACGUGGCCCUUUCUGAAGAAAGGAUGAGUGGGAAAGAUCUUGCCAAGCCCACUGAGAAUUCUUUGAGUUCUGAAGACUUGUCAAAAAUAGUGUCAAGAGGCAGUCAUGGAACACACAAUAAAAUAUCAAGGAAUGCAGUUCAGUCUUUCUCAAAGGUAACGUGUAAUAAUUCACUUCAAGACAACACUCUGAGGAGCUCUCCAAAGAAUGAGGUUUUGCAUCCUGAUAACAGGAAAGGCUCUGGUGAACCCCAGGAAGACUUACUGCUCAGUAAGAGUUUAGAAACUACAUUUAAAAACAUCUUGGAACUUAAAAAAGCUGGGAGGCAGCCACAAAAUGAAGCGGCAAGUAGUGGCUCAGUUGAAUUAGAGUUCCCUAAUUUUUCACCUAUUGCUUCACAAGAGAACUGCCUGGAAAAAUUUAUUCCAGACCACAGUGAAAGUGUUGUAGAAACUGACUCUAUUUUAGAAGCAGCUGUAAAUAGUAUCUUAGAGUGUUAAUAAUUACAGUACCAUGGACAAGUUCUGUUUCUCUUAGCAGAAGCAAAUGUGAAUGACACCACAAGUACAGCCUGACAUGCAUUUAAGGUUAACCUUUCUAAACUAGAUUCUGUUCUGUGUUUGAGAGCAAUACUCAUUGUGGUUACAGUGAGAUAUCCAAGUAAAGUUAAUCCUUGUUAGAAUGCAGUCUGUUAGGGCCUUACUGUUUCAAGUAUUAUUAUGAUAGUGCUUUUGAUUAUUGAGCAGUACUGCAACGUAACAGGGUUGCAGGUUGUUAGGCCCUAUAUAAUAUGGUAAUAUACUGACAAUCACAGUCAUUUGAAAGGAUAUAUUUAUUAAGAAGAUGUUUUUAAAGAGUGAUGGAAGCAACAAUUCUCCCCUACCCUUCUCUUCCACAAAUCAUCAAAUUUUUAGUUUUUCUGGAAAACCCACUGUACCUCGAUUCAGAAGUGAUUAUUUGCUUUGUUAAUGAAUCUGUAUUCUAGGAUUCUUAAGUUGGAAGGAAAUCAGCAGUGUGUUUACAAGGCUUCAUAAUUUAAACUUUAAGUGCUUUUCUAUUGCUUUCUGAGCAGAAACUAGUACUUGAUAUAUUUGUAGUGGGUAACUUUAGUCUGUGGGAUGAUAUUAUAUGAUCUUAGUCACAGUGGCAUGAUAUGAAGUAAUAAAUGCUUGACUAAGGAAGGUAGAAUGGAAGCCAGUAAAUAGCAAAGUGUACAGGAUGAGGCCAUGAUAGAGCCAUGAAUUUAUAUAUAUAAUACAUAUAUAUGUUAUCUCUUGAGGAAAAGAUUUUGCAUUUUAUAAUUGGAUGUAGUCAGCCUUGAGUCUUUCUGAAAUGGUAUAAAUUUUUUUUGGUUUUUUUUGUUUGUUUGUUUGUUUGGUUUUUUGUUUUGUUUUUGUUUUUAUUUUUUUUGUUUGGUUUUUUUUUAGACCAAGUGUCAAAAGCACUUUGAUUUGAAAACUGUAUUUGUAGCUUAUAUUUUAAGAGGAUGUUAGCCUUACUCUGAGUAAAUUUAAAGGCCAGUGUUUAUUUUUGAUUUUGUUUUGCUUUUUGCUGUCAGAGAAUGUUAAAUCAUCCACCGUAGCAGUCAUUAUUAUCAAGAUAUGUACAGACCAAAGUUGAUCAGCAAUCCCAUUGUUUAAACAUAUCAAAAAAAUGUGUAAUUAUUAAUUCAUAUUGUAAAGCCAAGUGAAACCAUUGCAUGGUUUGCAUUUGGCUUGCUGUCAUGUUGUUAAGAUAGAAUCUUAUUAUUUUAUUUAUUUAUUUUAAUCUAUGACUCUUUUUUUCCUGCCCAUGCUGCUUUGUUCAAGUUUACUUUGGUCAUGAGUGCUUUAGUGCACAUAAGCGCGCUGACAUUGGUCACGUGUGUGUAGUACAUAUGUCUGCUCAGGAGGAUACAGCUUUUGUGGUUUCUAAGAUAUGCUCAUGUUCUCCCCCAGAACUUCUCCACCAUUUCUCAGAAACAUUACCAGCCAUUUUCCAGACUUGCUGAUUAUGAUUUUCAUUAUGUAAGAGGCUCGUUGUGACAAGCUGUGGUUGUCAGUGAGAUUGCCAGGAGAGAAACCAAAAGGUUUUGCUGGUGUGUAAUUCAGUCCAUCUCAAUGGCAUGGAAGGAAGCCGAAUUAGAUCCUUGGGAUAGUAGAACAUUACAGUGCAGCUCAGUACUGAGCUACAGUCCACUGUCUGACCACUAAAGGAAACCAAAUCUAGAAAGCAAUGAGAGAAAGAUGAACUUCCUUAAAAUUCAUUUCCCCUUCAACAUGAAUGGAAAUACUGGUUUUAUAUGUUACUAAUUGCCAUUUUAAAAAGUUGUGCCAAUUUUAAAGUACAUGUUUGUAAAAAUCCAACAGUCCCAAGUGUUGUAUGAAAUAUUAAUAAGUAUUGCCAGUUUUAAAUUUUUAGUUGGGUGUCCACAGAAUAGACUUUCAGGCAGGUAGUUGUUUUCUUAUUGGCAAAACUGACAAGAUAGUCUUCACCUAUUGCCUUUUUAGAUUUAAUAAUAUUCUCAUGGCUGUGUAUCCUGAUGCAUAUUUUAUUUUAUCAUUUUGGAAAUUUUAUUAAUUUAUCAUUCUGAACUAUUUAGGAAGGAGAGCAGUAAGUUACACAGCUGUAUGCUAGCUGGUUAAAUUUUUCUUCUAUUGAGGAAAAAAAAGGUGAAGUUGCACAUUCAUCAGUCCCUUUGCUUGUUGUACCACCUUGAAAUGGGUAUGGGGUUUUCAGCCUCUCUACAGCAAAUACAUAACUGAAGUAUCAGGUUAUGUGUCUUCUAUUGGGUCUCAUUGGGAAGGGAGGACAAUGGCAUGUAAAAAAUGACAAAUUGCAAACAGUAAUGGUGAUUGAUUUGGUCAGACACAUUUCUCUGAACUGCUGAUGAGAGGAACCCCUUGAACAAUCCUAGUAAGAUUGAUCUUAGAUUGUUAAUGUUCUGUUGUUCACUCCUUUGAAUUCAAUUUUAAAGGAAUUCUGGUACGUGGUGAAGCAGUAAAUGAAAUAAUUGUAUUUUUGUGGUGCUUAAAAAAAGUUUUAUUAAUCAUAUGGGCUCAAGUCCAGCAAAGUAUUGUGAAUAUGCAUGACUUUAAACAUGUUUUCAUUAUUUUGCUGGAUCAGCAUUGUGAUUUCAAUGUUAUUUAAUACUGCCUAAUAUUAAAACAAAUUUUAAACUGGCAAUUAAGAAAACUAUGUUAAUUUUGAAGAUUUUGGUAUAAUUUAUCUGUUAGAGUAGGGAGGCCUUACAGACUGACUUCACUUAAAGAGGAUGUGUCACUUAUUGUCAGCGUGGUAUGGACUUUAUUUGCUUAAAUACCUUCAUUUGUAAAGUAUGUCUCACUUGAAAUUGCUUUGUAUACAUUUUGUAAAAAUAUUUAUAAAAUGUUUUGUAAAAAAAAAAAGUAUAACAAAUUGCAGUUUAUUUUGUUAUGUUGGAUAAAUACUGUUAAAAGACACAAGUCAGUAAAUAUAUUGUUAAUCCAUGGAUAGGAAAUGUUUAGUUGGAGAUGACAAAUUGAAACAACCAUUGCAAUACAGCCAAAGAUUUGGGAAAAAAUG
Messenger RNA from Vidua macroura (Pin-tailed whydah), 15414 nucleotides. It is a transcript of the gene BICRAL, whose product is annotated as BICRA like chromatin remodeling complex associated protein. The record is from RefSeq and is a predicted model, not a curated record. Gene Ontology annotation, cellular component: SWI/SNF complex. The transcript is spliced from 13 exons. The coding region runs from base 9099 to 12371 and encodes 1090 amino acids. Gene Ontology annotation, biological process: positive regulation of DNA-templated transcription. Lineage: Eukaryota; Metazoa; Chordata; Aves; Passeriformes; Viduidae.